GAUUAUAUAUUGAUAUUUGUUUAUUGGCUUCAAAACCAAUUUGAUUUAUUUCUCAAAAUGAAGAAGCUCGGAAGUGGAAUACCAGGUUCCAGUGAAAUCCAGUACAAGGAGAGUGAUAUUGACGAGUCAAUGUCUUCUUCUAGCAUAUCAGAUGAUGAGGAGGAGGAGAUAAUGAAGGAGCUGGCUGAUGUAACAUUUGAGGAGUUGAAGAACACUCGAUCUAACGGAGCGCAUGCGUUUUUCAAGAAACGUGGAGAAGACAAGAAGUUGAAAAGGCUCAAUAAAAAUAGGCCAAUGGAGGCUAGUAGCAAGAAGCCAGUUCCUGUUUUUAGAGAUGUCAUCCAUGCUCCUAAGAAGGUUGCAUGUGAUCCACGAUUUAACUCCCUUUGUGGUGAUCUACUUGACUCUAAUCGGUUUAGAAAGAAAUAUAAGUUUUUAUACGAAAAUGAUCUUCCUGCUGAAAGACAGACUCUUAAGAGGGAAUUGAAAAAAUGUAAAGAUCCAGAGCGCAGAAGUGAAAUAGAAGAACUCGUAUCAUGGAUUGAUAAACAGUUGAAGCCUGAUUCAGCAAGAAAUAUUGAGGCAGAGAUUUUGGCUAGGCACAAGAAGAAACAAAGAGAAGCAGCAAAAGAGGGAAGACGUCCUUUUUAUCUCAAGAAAUCCGAAAUCCGAAGGCAAAGGCUUAUUGAAAAAUAUAAGCAUCUUAAGGCAUCUGGAAACCUUGAUUCAUAUAUUGAGAAAAGGAGGAAGAGAAAUGCUGCAAAAGACCAUAGAUUUAUGCCAUAUGCUAGAUCUGUCGACAACGAAUAGUAAGGUUGUUUGCCUUGCACUGCAAGUCAUCAUUGAUCUAUGUCCAUUGUUUUCUUGAUUCAUACAUUACAGUUAUUAUUAUUCUCUUUUUUAAAAUGACAAAUGUUAGUUUUUAGUUUUAUGACAAUAGAUCAAACUAAGUAAAGCCAAGCUACUCAGCUAAGAGUUUAUUGACUCCCGCGCCCCUCUCGUUAUCAAUGUCAUUUUGUUAAGCAUCGUGAACCGACUAGAUAUUUGUGGAGAUUCAAAAGUGUAAAUGCUAGUUGUUUAUCAUUUUUGAAACCCUUCGUUUCAUUUUAUAGUGUUUGAAUCCACGUCAAUUGACCGUAAUUGUAUACUUUUUUAGGCUUUUCUAGCUUCAUUCGACUGCAUUUUCAAACAUAACAUCAAUCUUUUUUAAUAGUAUGUUAGGUACCAGAGUAACAAAAUAUUAUCACGCAUCUAAAAUAAGAGAAGAGAAAAGAGGAACUGAACACACAAUAUUUUACGUGGAAACCCCUCAACAAAUAAAGGGAAAAAACCACGGGGCAAGAGUAGAGAACUUUCACUAAGUGGAAGAAAUUACAGGACCUCUCUCUAAAUACAAGGAGAGUACAAUUACCACUCUCUCUUAUAAAUAGGAGAAUACAAACACUAACACU
This is a messenger RNA of Medicago truncatula (barrel medic), 1451 nucleotides long. Its product is annotated as ribosomal RNA processing protein 36 homolog. Gene Ontology annotation, cellular component: 90S preribosome; nucleolus. The transcript is spliced from 9 exons. Gene Ontology annotation, biological process: maturation of SSU-rRNA from tricistronic rRNA transcript (SSU-rRNA, 5.8S rRNA, LSU-rRNA). The coding region runs from base 58 to 810 and encodes 250 amino acids. Lineage: Eukaryota; Viridiplantae; Streptophyta; Magnoliopsida; Fabales; Fabaceae. The record is from RefSeq and is a predicted model, not a curated record.